Molecule: messenger RNA, 3039 nt
Organism: Pseudocercospora fijiensis CIRAD86
Lineage: Eukaryota; Fungi; Ascomycota; Dothideomycetes; Mycosphaerellales; Mycosphaerellaceae
Exons: 2
Coding region: 1-3039 (1012 amino acids)
Biological process (GO): proteolysis
Molecular function (GO): protein binding; serine-type endopeptidase activity
Source: RefSeq, a predicted model, not a curated record
AUGGACCACACCUCAAACGGCACAACUCCUAAGCGGAAACAGCCGCCGACUUCAGACGACCCCAUACGGCCUACGAAACAGGUACGCCGGCCAUCGCCCGGACCUCAUAUGAUGGAGAAUGGGAGGCUGUCGAGUGUCAUUCAUACCGCCACACCAGAUACCGUAGAGUGGCAGGCGACUAUUGAAAAGGUUGUACGAAAUGUCGUCAGCAUACAUUUCUGCCAGACUUGCUCCUUCGACACCGACUCAGCCAUCAGCAGUGAGGCCACCGGAUUUGUCGUCGAUGCCGAGAAGGGCUACAUCCUCACAAACCGUCAUGUUGUUGGCGCCGGGCCAUUCUGGGGCUACGCGCUGUUUGACAACCACGAGGAGACAGAUGUCUACCCGGUCUACCGCGAUCCCGUGCACGAUUUUGGUAUCCUACGAUUCGAUCCCAAAGCCAUCAAGUACAUGCCUCUUACUUCUCUCGAACUGCGUCCAGACUUGGCCAAGGUUGGCUCAGAGAUUCGAGUUGUGGGUAACGAUGCGGGAGAGAAGCUCAGUAUCUUGUCUGGAGUUAUUUCAAGGCUGGAUCGCAAUGCGCCCGAGUACGGCGAAGGCUAUUCAGACUUCAACACCAACUACAUUCAAGCAGCGGCCGCGGCAUCUGGAGGUUCAUCAGGCUCGCCUGUGGUCAACAUUGAUGGAUUUGCCGUUGCGCUUCAAGCAGGCGGCAGGGCAGAUGGCGCAGCUACCGAUUACUUCCUUCCUCUCGACCGACCUCUUCGAGCUCUACAAUGCAUAAGAGAUGGCAUUCACGUCGCGAGAGGCACCAUACAAACUCAGUGGAUACUGAAGCCGUUCGACGAAUGCCGAAGACUUGGUCUUACUCCUGAGUGGGAGAGCGAGGUGCGGAAACAGUUCCCGAAAGAGACAGGCAUGCUUGUUGGAGAAGUCGUCCUUCCCAAGGGGCCCGCGCACGGCAGGCUCGAGGAGGGUGAUGUCCUGCUCAAGGUCAAUAACGAACUACUCACGCAAUUCGUGCGCUUGGACGACAUUCUGGACAGCAGUGUAGGCGGAAAGGUGAAGCUUCUGGUCCAGAGAGGAGGCAAAGACGUGAACGUAGAGCUUGAAGUUGGCGACCUGCAUGCGAUUACCCCUGAUCGCUUUGUUUCCGUUGCGGGCGCGGCAUUUCACGACUUAUCAUAUCAGCAAGCGCGACUUUAUGCGAUCGCGAUCGAGGGCGCUGGUGUGUACUGCUGCGAGGCUGCAGGUUCUUUCCGCUUCGAGGGUUCUGAGUACGGUUGGCUUAUUCAGUCGAUCGACAACAAACCCACUCCUAAUCUGGACGUCUUUGUCGAAGUCAUGAAGGGCGUUGCUGACCGGAGCAGAGUGGUGGUCACAUACAAGCAUCUUCGCGACAUGCACACUCUGAACACAAGCAUUAUGCUAGUCGACCGACACUGGAGCAAGGGCAUGCGUCUUGCUGUGCGCAACGACGAAUCUGGAUUAUGGGACUUUACAGAUCUGGGCGAAGCUAUUCCGCCUAAGGAACCAACACCCAAGAAAGCAAAUUUCAUCACUAUGGAAGGCGCGCGUCAUCCAGCGGCGGCUGAUAUUAUCCGUUCAUUCGUUCGUGUAUCAACGACAUUGCCCAUCAAGCUCGAUGGCUUCCCGAAAGCUCGGAAGAUCGGAUACGGUCUGGUCAUCGAUGCAGAGAAGGGCUUGAUUGUAGUCUCGAGGGCGAUCGUGCCAUACGACAUGUGCGAUAUCUCGCUCACGUUUGCUGACUCGAUCAUUGCCGAAGGCAAAAUUGUGUUCCUGCAUCCGCUACAGAAUUAUGCCAUCAUCAAAUACGAUCCCAGUCUGGUGCAGGCGCCAGUCAAAUCUGCGAAGUUGGCCGAGAAGGCUAUCAAACAAGGAGAGGAGACCAUCUUCUUCGGAUUCAACCAGAAUCUCCGGCCAGUGAUAGCAAAGACGGCUGUAACAGACAUUACUACUGUCGCCAUUCCAGCAAGCGCAUCCACACCACGCUACCGGGCAGUAAACCUGGAUGCCAUCACAGUCGACACCUCGCUGAGCAGUCAAUGUGGGUCGGGGGUGCUCGUUGCUGACGAUGGUACCGUUCAGGCCCUCUGGUUGACAUACCUUGGCGAGCGCAAUGGCCAUAGUGGUAAGGACAUUGAGUAUCAUCUUGGCUUCGCGACCCCGCCCCUUCUCCCCGUGAUCGAUCAGGUCAAGAAGGGCGACAAGCCGACACUCCGCAUCCUCAAUAUGGAGACUCAAACAAUUCAAAUGUCGCAGGCACGUAUUAUGGGCAUUUCUGACGGCUGGAUUGAACGCGUGGAGCGUCAUGAUCCCGAACGUCACCAGCUUUUCAUGGUAAGAAAGGUGGAUGCCGGCGAGGCGAACGGUCUGAUGGAGGGAGAUGUCAUACUCACCAUCAACGACAAGCUGAUCACUCGCGUGAGCGACAUGGACCUGAUGUACAGCAACGAGAAGCUGAACGCUGUCAUCGUGAGACAAAAGCAAGAGAUGUCUAUCGAGGUGCCAACAGUACCAACAGGGGAGCUCGAGACUGAUCAUGUCAUCGUCUUCUGCGGUGCUGUCCUACACCGGCCUCAUCACGCUGUCCGCCAGCAAAUCAGCAAGGUCCACAGCGACAUCUACGUUUCGGCACGCUUUCGAGGAUCGCCGGCCUACGCAUAUGGUCUGGCUCCAACCAAUUUCAUCUUGGCUGUUAAUGCGGUACCGACACCAGACCUUGAGACAUUUCUAUCUGAGGUCAAUAAAAUUCCCAACAACACUUAUUUCCGGUUGAAAGUGAUGACCUUUGACAACGUGCCCUGGGUGGCGACCAUGAAGAAGAACGAACACUAUUUCCCCACAAUCGAGUUUCUCAAGGAUGAUACUCAGCGAGAGGGAUGGAAGAGGGUCAUGUACGAAGGAGGAAAAAAGAAAGAAGGGGAGGCAGAAAUGCUGCCAGAGAUCAUUGACGAGGGCGCCGUGCCUGCCGAGAUGGAAGAGGCCGAUGGUGGUGACGAUCAGUCGAGACCUUGA